AACCGGGGACGACUCACCCGUUGAUGAAGUGGGUGGUGCCGUGUAAACAACGCGGCCGCAGUCAUGUCGGUGUUACACCGGUGUUUCGCUCUUUUGCGGACGCACUCCUCCUCGGGCCCGGUGCUGCCCGUCGGCCGGCGGCUUCGCUGUUGUCCCGGCCGGUCAGCUCUGUCCAGACUGAGCGCUGGGUCUCUCCGUCGUCCUCCGGCACCACGGACAACCACAGGCGGGACAACAUGUGGUCAUUUGUCCCCCGCCGACAGAAGUCGAGGAGUCUCAACGUCGCAGGGUGUCUGCGGCGACGCUGUUGGGAAGAUCGAGUCGACACAUUAUCAUCUUGUCUACACGUGCAAGGUUUGCUCCACUCGAUCCAAGGAGCAGAUAUCCAAGCUGGCGUACCACAAAGGUGUAGUGAUAGUGAGGUGUCCAGGAUGUGACAAUCACCACAUCAUCGCCGAUAACCUCCGCUGGUUCUCUGACCUGGAAGGGAAGAGAAACAUUGAGGAAAUCCUUGCUGCCAAAGGAGAGACUGUGAAGAGGGUAAAAGCCGGUGCUGCUUUGGAGAUACUGGUGGAUGAAUCCAGCAAAGACGAGUCACAAUGUAGUGGAGAGACGGAAAAAUCAGACAGCGACCCAGAAAAACGAUAGUAUUGUUCAUACUAUAAUGUGAAUAGUUCAAGAUGUUUAUAUUUAAUGUCCUAAUAAAUGUAAAUCUUUCUAAA
Scophthalmus maximus (turbot) is the source of this 722-nucleotide messenger RNA. It is a transcript of the gene dnlz, whose product is annotated as DNL-type zinc finger. Gene Ontology annotation, molecular function: protein-folding chaperone binding; zinc ion binding. Lineage: Eukaryota; Metazoa; Chordata; Actinopteri; Pleuronectiformes; Scophthalmidae. The transcript is spliced from 3 exons. Gene Ontology annotation, biological process: protein folding; protein stabilization; protein import into mitochondrial matrix. The record is from RefSeq and is a predicted model, not a curated record. The coding region runs from base 64 to 648 and encodes 194 amino acids. Gene Ontology annotation, cellular component: mitochondrion.